AUGGUGUGGAAGUCUGGCAUUGGGGGUCUUGGUAAUGAAGAGGUCAGUUACCAUGUUAAUAAGGGGUGCUCUGUGCACAGGCCUCACAUCUCCAUAGCUGUGAGGAUCAAUUCAUCGGAAGGUUUGAUCCUCUACGCGUCAGGUGGCAUCCUGUCUUUGGCUGUGUCGGAGGGUCAUUUGCUGUUGUCACUGGGAAAGAAGAGGAAGGUUAGCCUGCGCAGCCGCACCAGGAUGGACGACAAAUACUGGCACACGGUAUUCAUUAAGCGUGACAAGGACAAGAUCAAUAUGAUUGUGGAUGGCGUUGGCGCUCAGUCCAGGAAGAUUCCUGCAGGAGACCGCACACGCAUCAGUGCACCGUUGUAUGUGGGAGGAGUUCCGCCGCAAUCUCCAACGUCUACUGCCUUGCCUGGCUUCGUUGGCUGCGUUCGUCAGCUGAUCAUGAAUGAGAGCCCUGUGGGAGUCCCCGCCCACAGCCAGGGUGUGGUACCCUGUUUCCAGAAGCCUCUGCAGCCCGGUGCCUUCUUCACCGGCAAGGGAGGACAUGUGGUCGUCGAUGAGCUGCUAGCUCUGGGUGGCGACCUGGAGAUCCGACUGGAAGUCCGUCCGUUGUCCGAUUCUGGGUUGCUGUUGCAUGCUGGGAGGACAUCAGGCCAGCAUUUGAUCUUGACACUGCGCAGAGGAGAGGUGCUGCUGUCCAUGAACAGCGGUAAAGGUGAUGCCUUGUUGUUGUUGGUCCCAGAAGAGGCACUCUGCAAUGGACGUUGGCACACCAUCGCAGUGGUAAAGAAGAAGAACGUCCUGAAACUCCAUGUAGAUGCAGAGAGUCAGAGUGGCGCCGGACCCAAAUAUGGCCGCUCAGCAGGGGUCAGAGAAGUAGUAUACCUCGGAGGCGUUCCCGAUGGCAUCACCGCAUCACCAGGCCUCCCCGCUUUCCACGGCUGCAUCCAUCAUGUGAUAAUCAACGGUCGCCCCACUCCUUUCAACAAGGUUCUGUCAGUUGGCGGUGCUGUGGGGACACACGGCUGCCCUAUUGAUUAGCACCAACACACGUGUAUGUGUGUGUGUCUGUAUACAGUCUUAGCUUCACAUUCCAUGGGUGCAAAUUAAUGAUGGUGGGUGGCAUUUGAUUAGUUUAUUUAUAUCUAUAUUAAUGCACGUAUAUCCGAUAUCCACACGGUGCUCCGGUUUGUGCAUGCACUUGUAUGUACACUGCAAUCACCUCCACCUGCACACUAAAAUUCCCUCAAGUGUAUGACAUUAUUGCAGCAUAUCAUUGCAAUCCACAAAUACCUCAUGCAUAUUUGGCCUUCUGGCAGUGAAGUGCUGUCUUUGUCUGAUUACAUCCCAACAUGUACUUUUGGCUGGAAGGGGGGCACGAUCACAUGAUGUGAGCAUGUGCACCGCGUUAAUGUUUCAUGUAUUCACUUUUGUUUCUUGUUAUGCUAUGCUAAUCACAUUCACCUUAGGUUUUUCAUGUACUUUGAAAUUAAACUUGUAAACACAAUAAUGUUUUCUUUAUUUCUUUACAAUUAAUAAAUAUGAAACCUGUUUGAGAAAAUUA
Molecule: messenger RNA, 1564 nt
Organism: Syngnathus typhle (broad-nosed pipefish)
Lineage: Eukaryota; Metazoa; Chordata; Actinopteri; Syngnathiformes; Syngnathidae
Product: laminin subunit alpha-4-like
Exons: 7
Coding region: 1-1041 (346 amino acids)
Source: RefSeq, a predicted model, not a curated record